AUGUCUGCAGAGCGCCUUCUAACAGGUGAGGGGACCUCUGGACAGGGCGGAGGACCACUGUCAGUUUGUGGACUCGCAUCGAGGACGGAAGAACUGACCCACCCAUCUGUUCAACACCCUACCUUCUGCACAAGGUGGGACCAGAAGGGACCCAGAGUGACGCCUCUCCUCUGUUGGUACAGUCAGAGUGACGCCUCUCUCUGUUGGAGCAGUCAGAGUGAUCGCCUUCUCUCUGUUUGUACAGACAGAGUGACGUUCCUCUCUGCUGCUUGGUACAGACAGAGUGACGCCACUCACUGUAGGUACCAUGACAGAGUGACGCCUCUCUUCAGGUGGGGGGGGAGCUCUCUGUUGGUACAGUCCGAGUGGACGGCCCACACUCUGUUGUACAGUCCAGAGUGA
Knipowitschia caucasica is the source of this 402-nucleotide messenger RNA. Lineage: Eukaryota; Metazoa; Chordata; Actinopteri; Gobiiformes; Gobiidae. The record is from the annotation of a GenBank genome assembly.